Molecule: messenger RNA, 2880 nt
Organism: Solenopsis invicta (red fire ant)
Lineage: Eukaryota; Metazoa; Arthropoda; Insecta; Hymenoptera; Formicidae
Gene: bgm
Product: very long-chain-fatty-acid--CoA ligase bubblegum
Exons: 13
Coding region: 250-2355 (701 amino acids)
Cellular component (GO): endoplasmic reticulum; membrane
Molecular function (GO): long-chain fatty acid-CoA ligase activity
Source: RefSeq, a predicted model, not a curated record
AUAGAUAAAGUAUAGUAGAUAAAUAAGUAAAUUAACAUAAAUAUAACAUCACUUAUUGGUGUGCUCCGAUGAUUGGAGAAAUAGUGAGAUUAUCACAUGCCUUCGAGUGUUGAGUGUUCUCUGAUGAAAAGAUAACGAUAUCAGUUCACACCGAUCUAUUUUCGGUUGUUGGUUUGAUGGCACUUGGUGUGAUUUUCUCUGUUUCCUCCGAAUACACACACUGAAUUCUUCGAACGGCUAUGGAUUCAAAUGGAUUGGUCGCACGUUUCAUUUCUACGCACAUUGGAUAUAAUGUCGGUAUCUCAGGCCAAACAGUCAUAUGGAGGCAUAAAUGGAAUUACGCGAGAUGAUAAGGGAAAUCAAACAACUAGAUAUGCAUUGGCUAGUGAAACUGGUCUCGAUGGACCAGAUCAGGUACUGUCUGCGGAUGUAGAUAUCACAAGUGACGCUAACGGCAGAGUACGAAUAAAGUUAGACAGCAAUGGACUCAAUUCAAUCAUGCCCCAAUCAAUUCCUGGAAUUUUCACUAAAACAGCGAAACGUUAUCCUGAUCAUAUCGCGUUGGUGUCCAGACCUGAUGCCAACGGCAAAAGAACUACGUAUACCUUCCAAGAAUACGAGUCUUCUGUAAGAACCGUGGCGAAAGCGUUUUUGAAGCUAGGUUUGGAGAGAUAUCAUAGCGUUUGCAUAUUAGGAUUCAAUAGUCCUGAAUGGUUCAUUGCCGAUCUUGCGGCUAUAUACGCUGGUGGCUUUGCUACGGGGAUUUAUACCACAAAUUCUCCAGAGGCGUGUCAAUAUUGCGCUGAACACAGUCAGGCAAAUAUAAUAGUCGUUGAAGAUGACAAACAAUUGCAGAAAAUCUUGCAGAUAAAACACAAUUUGCCCGACUUGAAAGCAAUUGUUCAAUACGAUGGCGUACCCACCGAUAAGGAUACCUUGAGCUGGAACAAUUUAUUGGACAUAGGUAAGAAAGAAUCAGAGGACAAAUUACAAUCCGUGUUAAAAACAAUUGGAGUAAAUGAAUGCUGCACUUUAGUAUAUACGUCAGGAACGGUUGGAAAUCCAAAAGCUGUAAUGUUAAGCCAUGAUAAUGUAUUACAUGACCUACGUAUGUUAUUAUUAGCGCUAGGAAAUGUACUGAAAGAAAAAUCUGAGAUCGUAAUUAGCUAUUUGCCAUUAUCUCAUGUUGCAGCACAGAUAAUUGACAUCAUAGCAAAUAUUAUGAUGGCUACCACAGUAUACUUCGCAGAUCCAGGUGCAUUAAAGGGUACAUUAAUAAAUACAUUAUCUGUAGCGCAACCGACCAUAUUCCUAGGAGUGCCUAGAGUAUGGGAAAAGAUAUAUGAAAAAAUGCAAGAGAAGGCGCGCAGUAACGGCACGAUAAAGACCUGUAUUGCUAAAUGGGCGAAAGCACAAGGACUUUCGUAUUAUACGAAUAAACUGAAUGGUGUAGAUCAUAAGCAUUGGGGUUACAUUUUAGCAAAAUGGCUUGUUUUUGACAAAGUGAAGGCGGUAUUGGGUUUCAACAGAUGCCAAUUAUUCGUUACAGCAGCAGCACCCUUAAGUAACGAUAUUAAAAAAUAUUUUAUGAGUUUAGACAUGCCCCUAUUAGAGGUAUACGGAAUGUCUGAAAGUGGUGGGGCUCAAACGUUAACCAGCAAAGAUUUCAUGGAGGGUGUGGGAAGACCUAUACCUGGAGCAUAUACAAAAUUAGACAAUAUAAAUGAACAUGGUGAGGGAGAGGUUUGUAUGGGUGGACGACAUAUAUUUAUGGGUUAUUUAAAAGCACCAGAGAAAACCGAAGAAGCGAAAGAUAAAAGUGGCUGGUUACACUCUGGUGAUCUUGGCAAAUUUGAUUCAAAAGGGAAUUUGUUUAUCACUGGUAGAAUAAAAGAACUAAUAAUCACAAGUGGAGGGGAGAAUGUGGCACCAAACAAUAUAGAGCAUGCGAUAUUGUCGGAAUUGCCAUAUUUAAGUAAUGCCAUGGUGAUUGGAGAUAAAAGGAAAUAUUUAACAGUGCUUGUCACACUUAAGAGUGAUAUGAAUAUAGAGACUGGUGCGCCAUUGGAUACGUUAAAUCCCGAUGUAUUAAAAUGGGCACAGUCUAUCGGUAGUAGUGCCAAAACAGUCACAGAAGUCAUAAACUCUCGUGAUCCAGCCAUAUAUGGAGAAAUCGACAAAGCGAUUAAAAGAGCAAAUACGCAAGCUAUAAGUAAUGCUCAAAAAGUACAAAAGUUCGAAAUUCUUCCUCAUGACUUUUCGAUUCCAACCGGUGAAUUAGGACCCACGUUAAAGCUUAAGAAGAACGUGGUUCAGAAGAUGUAUGCUGAUUUGAUAGAUAAAAUGUAUGAAUGAAAUCACGUGCUACUGUAUUAAUAAGGGAUGUACUAUUAAAAAUUUUUAUACCGGUUUUAUAAAGUGCCUUGAUAUCCAGAUAUCUGAUAUUUUUUAAAUGCGACAUGUGUUUACAUCUUAAUUCAUUUUUUACAUUUUAAUCCAGAUGGUUUAAUUUUAGAAAAUAAACUAUAUAUCUAUAGAUUCAUUAGCAAGAGUCACACUGACAUAAAUAUUUUUGACAUCUGUAUGAAGAUUAUAUAUUUUAUAAAGGCCAAAGCACAGAUAUUUUUGCAUAAUGCAAAGUAAUUAACCAAUCAGAAUCCUUCAUUUUUAUCUUGGAAAGCACGGUUAUACCAUGCUGGAAAGGAAAACAAGGAUCUUGGUUAAUUCUCUUAUACGUUAUCUGUGCUUUGGCCUCAAGAGAGCACAGAGUAAUCAUAAUAAUGACAUAUACAAUAAGUUAGAUUUAUAUACAUAUAUAAUAAGCAAUAUAAAUAUAUUUUGCAAUUAUGCAAUUAUAUAUAAAUAAAAUAUCACAUAAAU